Scomber japonicus (chub mackerel) is the source of this 864-nucleotide messenger RNA. Its product is annotated as vesicle-fusing ATPase-like. Bases 106 to 864 code for a protein of 252 amino acids. Gene Ontology annotation, biological process: intra-Golgi vesicle-mediated transport; SNARE complex disassembly; Golgi to plasma membrane protein transport. The transcript is spliced from 9 exons. The record is from RefSeq and is a predicted model, not a curated record. Gene Ontology annotation, cellular component: Golgi stack. NCBI's taxonomy places the organism in Eukaryota, Metazoa, Chordata, Actinopteri, Scombriformes, Scombridae. Gene Ontology annotation, molecular function: ATP hydrolysis activity.
GCGGAACUUAACUUGCUGAAUUGCACUUGAACCGACACACACAUAAACACACACACAUUACACACACAAAUAGAUAUAUAUACACACACACAACAUAACACAAGGAUGGCCGCUCGGACCAUGCAGGUGGCGCGAUGCCCGACGGACGAGCUGUCUCUGACCAACUGUGCCGUCAUCAACGAGAAGGAGCCUCAGUUUGAGCAACAUGUGACUGUGCGUAAUUCAACCCACAAGUAUGUCUUCACCUUAAAGACUCAUCCCAGUGUGAACUGUGGGACCAUCGCCUUCAGCCUGCCUCAGAGAAAAUGGGCGGGACUAUCGAUCGGACAGGAAGUUGAAGUGUCCAACUACACAUUUGACAAGUCCAAGCAGUGUGUGAGCAGCAUGACGGUGGAGAUCGAUUUCCUUCAGAAGAAAAGCAUCGACAGUAAUCCUUACGACUCCGACAAGAUGGCGUCCGAGUUCAUCCAGCACUUCAACAACCAGGCGUUCAGUGUCGACCAACAGCUGGUGUUUAGUUUCUGUGAUAAGCUGUUCGGCUUGACGAUGAAGGAUAUGGAAGCCAUGGACCCGAGCAUCCUCAGCGGACAAAACGCCUCUGGAAAGAAACCCAAGAUCAACAUCGGCUUGUUGCUGCCAAACAGUCAGGUGAUAUUUGAGAAGUCCGAGACCUCGUCCAUGACUCUGAUCGGGAAAGCAAAGACCCGAGAGUCUCGCCAGUCGAUCAUCAGCCCCGACUGGAACUUCGAGCGGAUGGGUAUCGGCGGCCUCGACAAGGAGUUUUCUGACAUCUUCCGUCGAGCCUUCGCUUCCCGCGUCUUCCCUCCAGACAUCGUCGAACAGAUGGGUGAAGAGUUUCUGUAA